Messenger RNA from Eruca vesicaria subsp. sativa (arugula), 545 nucleotides. Lineage: Eukaryota; Viridiplantae; Streptophyta; Magnoliopsida; Brassicales; Brassicaceae. The record is from the annotation of a GenBank genome assembly.
CAACAAGCAAUCCAAUAACCUGAAUCUUUUCAUCCACCUCUUCAAACUUUCUGUCAAAAUCAUAGAAAUGGCUUUCGUGAGAAGUCUAUUGGGUGCAAAGAAGAUUCUUGGCCGCUCCACAACAGCAGCAGCCGCAACAAGCAAAAGAGGAACCUCAGCGGCACCAAAAGGGUUUCUUGCGGUGUACGUAGGAGAAAGUCAGAAGAAGAGAUAUGUGGUGCCAAUCUCAUACUUGAGCCAACCUUCGUUUCAAGCUCUUCUCAGUAAAUCAGAAGAAGAGUUUGGAUAUGAUCAUCCAAUGGGUGGCUUAACGAUCCCUUGUCCUGAAGAUACUUUCAUUGCUGUGACAUCUCGGAUCCAAUGAUUUUUUUUUUCAAGUUAGAGAUAGACUUGUUCCUUGUAAAUACAGGAUAUAUUUCUCCUCAUUCUUCUUGAAAGAGUUGUUCAAGAAGUUUUGAAAAGUAAAUACAAUUUCUCUGUUAUAAACAUAAUCAUGAUUCAUGUUACAUUAUUACAUUUUUGGAUCGAUCAUUGGAAUAGAAAUG